Globicephala melas (long-finned pilot whale) is the source of this 845-nucleotide messenger RNA. RefSeq names its product LSM6 homolog, U6 small nuclear RNA and mRNA degradation associated (gene LSM6). Gene Ontology annotation, biological process: mRNA splicing, via spliceosome; maturation of SSU-rRNA. Gene Ontology annotation, molecular function: RNA binding. NCBI's taxonomy places the organism in Eukaryota, Metazoa, Chordata, Mammalia, Artiodactyla, Delphinidae. The record is from RefSeq and is a predicted model, not a curated record. Gene Ontology annotation, cellular component: U4/U6 x U5 tri-snRNP complex; nucleolus; U6 snRNP.
CAGAAAAGCGCCGCAGCCUCGGCGAUUUCAGUUUCGGUUUCGCCUGGUUGGUCGGCGGAGGCCGGGCUUGUGGGGUGCCCGGAGUCGGGGUGCUGAUCCCGGCCGCGAGAUGAGGAACCUGGGGCCUGAGAGGUGAAAUGAUGAGUUAUCCAAGGCACACUGCUAAUUAAGUAGCAGAGCUGGGAUUAGAACUCAGGGUUCCCGCAUCCCAAAUUUCUGAUCAGGAUUGUUAAAAUGAGUCUGCGGAAGCAAACACCCAGUGACUUCCUGAAGCAAAUCAUCGGACGACCAGUCGUGGUAAAAUUAAAUUCCGGAGUGGAUUACCGAGGGGUCCUGGCUUGCCUGGAUGGCUAUAUGAAUAUAGCCUUGGAGCAGACAGAGGAGUAUGUAAAUGGACAGCUGAAGAAUAAGUACGGGGAUGCAUUUAUCCGAGGAAACAAUGUGUUGUACAUAAGUACACAGAAGAGGAGGAUGUGAAGACACCUAGAGUGCCAUACUUUUCACACUCGGAUAUGUUUUUUAUUAAGUUUUUUGGUUCUUCUGUCAUAUAAUUUGUCCUAUUUUGUCAUAGUUGGUGAUUUUUCACUGACACGUGAGUGAGAUAAAUGUAUAAAAUUGUGGAUUUAAUUGUAAAGAGUUCUUUCAUAUUUAAGUUGCAGUCAUUUUCUUUUACCUCUAUGUCAGUGAGCAGAAAGCAAAAAGAAUUUUCAAAAAAGAGAAAAUCUUUUUCUCCCUACAUGAUUUGUAACUGAAGUCUCAAACAACACCAUUUGAUUUGCCUGCUUUGCUUGUGGGACUGACUGAAAUGAUGGACGUGAGGACAAUUAAAACAUUUGUAGAGACGG